Molecule: messenger RNA, 7016 nt
Organism: Sycon ciliatum
Lineage: Eukaryota; Metazoa; Porifera; Calcarea; Leucosolenida; Sycettidae
Exons: 6
Coding region: 290-5737 (1815 amino acids)
Source: RefSeq, a predicted model, not a curated record
UACAUCAGGGUGUAUUUGCCUUUGAGAGGCGCUGCUGCCGUUGCUACCGUGUUCGCGUGGAGGUGUGGAAGUGGAGGCAGUUGGCCAGUGGAAGCCAAGUGGAGGCCGUACUGGUCGACCAGGCCAGGACGGCAGGAGCGAUGGAGUUGGUGUUAGGGUUUGUUGAAGUGGCUGGACUCUGAUUACCCUCGGGGACACUACCACAUUAGAGAUACGAAGACCUCACAGGAGAAAUCCAACCUCCUCAAGUGCAUCAGGCUGGCAAAGUAACGUUGACAGCAAGAUCGGAAUGGACAAGCGACGUGGAGGCGGCUUGGACAAGUCCAGAGCCCCUUCCAACGCGACACUGGAUAAUGCAGAGCAGCAGAGUGGUAGCGGUAAGGAAGGGAUGCGCUCGCGUCGCCGUCCGUUACUGUCUCGCCGCAACACCAGCAGCGUAUCCUCGGCAACCGUCUCGCCCGCAUCGUCCCUCACCGCGGUAAACUCUACUGUAGCAGCGGCGGCUGAGGGUACGGGAGCUCCUUCGUUGUCAUCGCGGCGCGACUCGAACACGUGGCUCUCGUCGCUGCGCGGCCUGGUGCGUCGCAAGAAUCCCGCGACCAUGUCCUCGCCCCCGGCCUUCUACUAUGGCGCCGAGGCAGCGGCGGGCACCGCAUUGCCGCCGUCGCAGACGCAGCAGAACCGAACAAUUCUGGAUCGUCGACGGCGACGCGGCUCGCACGAUCUUCUCGGGCAAACGCUGUCGUUGAACUUGGAGCCCACACGUCAGCACCAACAGCAGGAGCACCAACAACAGCGGAGUCCCCAUCGUGUCCAGUCACAACAGGCGCAGCAGGCAUGCACGGCAUGUGUUCCUGCAGCUGCAUGGCGCGCUAACGCGUUGACAUGGCAACCGCCACGGUCGGGCCCCGCGCCGGCACAAACGCCGGAGCUGCAGAGCGAAUCCCCGCAAGACUUCUUGUGGCACGAAGACUUCAAUCAACCGAGCCCGGAUUCCCUGCCUCUCGGCACUGGGCGGCACUGGUCGCCAAACGAACUCAAGCCGAGGUCAGUGUCGAUGUUACCUCACGGCAGAACGCCCCCACCCACACCUACCGCGGCCACAGCAUCGGCAGCAGACUGCGCCGCGUGCUGUCCGCGGAGCCCGCACCACCACACUGUCGCGACCGCCACAGCAGCAGCGCCGUGCAAGGAUGCGGCGAGAAACGUCAGCAGCAUAGCCGGUGCGACGACGAGGGCUCGUGGCAGGACGGUGGGGCUGGGCAGGUCCUGCUCGUCCGGCUCACUAUCCGUCGGCUUCUUAACCGAGGUUUCUCCCGGCGGCUGGGGCGGCGGUGGGACGGCUGCCAAUGGUGCCGGUGUUAGCCACACUGGGAGUUGUAUCGGCAUUUGCGCGAGUGGUCCGAUCUGCGGCGAUACUGUCGCGUCCACGCUAUCCGACAACAGCAGUAUGUCGCCGUCCGGCCUGCCACUGUCCGCGUUUCAUCGCGACAGCGGCGUGUUUGAGUUUCCCGAAGUGGUGUCGUCGAGUGCGAGCGAGGGCAACUCGCUCACCAGCCAUCCGUCCCCGGUGAACUUCCGCCCCGGCGAGGACAACUCGACCAUGAUGGCCGCAGGAAAGGCCAGGACCUCGCCAUCAGCAAGUUCUGCGGCGAUGACGGCCGUAGCGACGGUCGCGUGCUCAGCGGGCGAUCAGUCGCCGCGAUGCCACGAUAGCAUGUCACAUUCGUCCAGCGAGCACAGAGCGGUACGCCGCAGCAAGAGCGCCGAGCCAACCUUAACAAACUCCACCACUGGUGUCGGCAGAAAGACGGCUUCCGCGCAGCCAUCACCGUUGUUCUUACAGCCGGUGAAGGUCAAAGGCGGACAGGUUGCGGCGAGCAGAGCGGUGGUGUUCGCCGCGUCACCAGAAACUGGCGCCGACGUCGCCAACACGAAGAAGCGCUCCAAGUGGUCAGCGCGCCUGCCGUUCGGGCGAGGCCGAGGUCGCGGGGCUAUUGCUCGCACCCGCUCCACGCCCUCGUGUCCCAUGUGUCAGCGCGACGUUUCGGAGACGGAGUCCUACACCGACGCCGCCCACGAGCAGGUGUCCAACCAGGGCUCCUCGGCCAGCACAACAGCCCAGGAGCAGGACCCACAGCAGCAGCAGGAGGUAGCGAAUGCAGCAUCGAGGCAGAGCUCCGAGCAGCUGCUGCAGCUGGAGCAGCGGCACUCGCACAAGUCCACGUCGCGACUGCACCGCCGCCUGAACAAGGACGACUCGGGCUUCCUGUCGUCAGUGAGCUCCAUCCUCUCCCCCUCCAACAGCACACCCGCGGGCGGCGCGAGUCGACGCGAGAGCACGCAGUCGACUACCGCGACCGCACAGCAGCACGGCGCGGCCAUCAAGACACGAAGUCACGGCGGUCAGAAGGCGUCGGGCGGCCACUCGCGCGCCUUCAUCUCCAAGCGUGGCGGCAGUCGCGAUCGCCAGAGCUCGUUCGACCAGACGCACGGCCCGACGUUCUACCAGCCGUCAGCGGUGGUGGUGAACAGCAGUGUGAACAGCAACAACAGCUCGUCGCCUGCCCCUUCCGUGUGCAGUGAGCUGACGUCGCGAUCACCCGGUGGCAGCUCCGUGACCAGCGGCAGCGUGGGCGGAUGCGGUGGAGGAGGAGGGAGCGUGUUUGGCACGACCUCGAGUUUGGCCGGCCCGCCUAUGAGCUACGGCAGCAACAGCAGCGGCGAGCUGACCUGCGAUAGCGGUGGAGACAUGUUGCCGCUGGGCCCGAACAGCGCUCCCGGUCCCAGCAGCCUGCUACGGAGCUGCAUCAGCGAGGAGAUGUGCGAGUUGGUGAUCACCGCCACUGCAGAUACUGCCGCUGCUGCUGCGUCACUGCCUGGCGGCUUCGGCGCAAUUCCGGAUGAGGACGCGAGAGCAAGCUGUGCCGAUCCAUCGGACAUGGCCGAGGACAGAACCACGGUGUCGGUGUGUCCUUCCACAAGUGGCCCGCUGGUUGCUGCCACGUCGCGCGUUCUGGAGUCCGACGUCCUCAAUCUGUUCUCCAAUGUCGACUACGUCCAGCUCCUUCACGGCCCUACAGGGGCCAAUCUGGUUCACACGGACCCCGCCGCCAGGGGGGAACUGCCCUUGCCCUGCUCAGCAGCCAGCGUGCCGAGGUCCCUGCCCGAGCUGAAGAUCUGCGCCAGCGGCUCUGAGCUCGACGCGUCGGCGUGCGGCUACGAAAGUCCGCUCGCGCAACGCCCGUCGCCAACAACGACAACCGACGGCAGCACGCCGAAGUCUCCGUUCGACGACGACGGGAAGAACUCCACGAAAGAGCUGACGGAGGGCGAGACGCGGCACGUUCGCAGCGAACCCAGCCUCGCGCUGCCACAGGUGCGCAUCCACGAGCAGCCGUUCCCGGCCAUGCUGGACGAGUGCCUGUCCAGCAGGGACGAGCUGGCCACCAUCUCCCGGACCCCGAGCACGGACAGCGACCUGGCGGCGUGCCGCAAGGUGACCAUCGCCACGCGAAGCAUCUCCUCGCCGUCGCUCAAGCCAGCGUGCUCGUCCAGACGAUCCGGCACGUACACGGCAGCAACAAGCAAAGCGGGCGGCACGGUAAGCGGCAAGGCACCGCUGCUCUCCGCCUCGCAGAUCCGCCACCGCAGCCUGAGCGGCAGUACCAGGCGCCGAGUGAACCGCAUCGAGAAGGGGGUCGGCUCCCUGCCCAACAUAUGUGUGGCCGCCACCACUGGUUAUCCGGUCGACGGCGCCGUCGCCGCCGGCAACAUCAGUCCCAAGCAGUCCAGAGCGGCGGUACUGGAGAAGACCAAGUCGCACCGCUCCGACGGCGUGCAGUCGUUCCUGCUGAGAAAGCUGGGCGGCCUGCGUCAGCUACGCAGCAUGUCACCACCGCGACACUCCGGCCACGACGCAAACGACGGCGCGUCGCUGGAGCGCUCGGUGUCCAGUACCGACGCCUUGGGCACGGCAACCGCGGCGAAACCGCCGUCUGCCGACCUCCCGCUGAUGACGCCCACGCCGGCCCAGGCGACGGUAAGCCUAGCUCCGUCCUGCGACGGCAGCAGCGGCACGGUCGACAGCUCGACUGGCACGCAGCACGGCGGUGGGCACCCUCGCGAGAGCAGCACGGUCGCAGACACCUACAUGUCUCCUGCCAAGGGCCAGACGGCUGGCUGCGACGUCAGCCAGGCUGGGUCAGAGUGCGGCAGCGGUGGCAGCAGCGGCGGUGGCUUUGCUGGCGUCCGCAGCUCGGCGCGAGGCAGCGCCGGCAGCCUGAGCAACGACGGCCGAAGCCGCGUGGCCACCGGCGGCAGCUUGGCGGGCAGUCGGCGAGUGCGACGCGACUCCGUCGGCAAUCUCACCUCCAAGCUGGGCAUCUCCACGCAGGUCAUGCUGAAGGGACGCGGACCCCGGCUGGCGCAGAAGGCGCUGAAGCCCUUCAAGCAAAAGCUCAUCGCCAAUCGCGAGAACAAGCGGACGAAGGAGACCAUCUUCUCGCUGCUCAAUUCCCCGUACCAAUACGACCCCAGCAUUGACAUGAGUAGCUUCGACGGAAUAGAACUGUACGCGGAGACAGACCCAGAGACCGACACAUCGAGCGAGUCCGAAGCCGAGGGGCUCAAAACGGUCGCGUCCGACGUUCUCAUACCGUGUGUGUUCACGUUGGCCGAAGGCGUUUCCGUCUCGCUGGAGAACUCCACGGAGCUGCAGGACUUUCCUCAGCUGCCCAUGUCGCCUCUGUACCGGCUGGGCAGCGUGGCGCAGAUCAACGUCGACGGGGCGCUGGCGGAGCAGGAUUUGGCCGGCGGCGACAAUCACGCGGACUGCAUACCCCCCACCAGUGCCUGCGGUGCUGAAUUGUCCAGCCUGUCGCUGCUGGAGCCAGACGCAGUGUCGUCACUGCCCAACGCCGUGGGUGACCUGAGGUCACGUUCUUCGGUCAUGUCGGCCGAGUUUCCCGACUACGACCUGUCUGUUCCGCUGCCGACGCUUGGCCGCAGGCUGUCGCGCUCGCCGCUGAUGCCACUGACGAUGGACGACUGGACGAUGCCGAUGACGAUAUCGCGGCACAGCAGCGUCAUCUUCACGCCGGAGUCGAUCACGCAGUCGUUCAGCUGGCACCGUCGCAUCAGCAGCACCGCCGCUACUGCUGCUGCUGCUGCGGGCAAUGCUUCUUUGCCCGAUGCUUCUUUGCCCAAUGCUUCUUUGCCCACGUUUGGCUGUACGUUUGGCAUAGCGGACACAGUGGUCACCACGCUGCUGCAACAACACGACUCCUCCGAGUGGUCGUCCGAUCAUCAGGAAAGCAGCGAGGACGAGCGUGAUGGCAGCUACGCGACGGCGCGGGGCGACACCACCGAGAACACCGACUACGACGAUGACGGCGAGAACGACAUUCACAAGUCGGUGGACACGCUGCUGAAGGCCGUACGCAGCAGCGGCGACGAGGAACACCAUCACCAGGCCAUCGGCGGCGGUACGGUUGAGUGGACCACCUCUCUCCUCUGCAACCCCGGCUAUCUCAGCAGUCGUAACAGCAUGACGUCAUGGCAACAACAACGCAGCAGCUGCAGCACCGCGUCACGUCGCCGUACCUCCAGCCAGGAUUCCCUUCCGUCCGUCCCUCCGUCCUUGUCGCGCUCUUUCCGCCGCCCCGACAGCAAGUACCGUCUCCGCUAUCAGCGGCAGUCCGCACCCGCAGUGUCUACGAUCGAUCCAGGGAGCUAGUGACUCGACAGCGCGUUCUAAGGCUACCUCUGCGCCGACGGCUCACCACGACGAGUAAUGGCCUGCGGAACCUGCAGCCGCCACGGCAGCCCUGCCGAGAACUUACAGCAAGAUGAACAAGCAUAUCGCAACGCGUAGCGUUUGACAACAAAUUCUGGCCAAUGCUAGCCGUGAACCAAGCAGGGCUGAGGUCAAACGGAGCCGACUGGACGCCCCAAGCCGGUAUGAUGGUGAGGUCAAUGCCCCUCCGUUGAGCUUCCCGUGCGUGCCGGCUGUCACGGCUUCGCCGCAGGGUCACUUGCUCACCGUGCAGCAACUGCCAUUCCGCAUUCACGAAGCAGUGCGUCGAUUGCUAGUACAGCAGAACUCGCAUCACGUCGAGUUCUCCCUAUUCGGGUAUUCCAUGCGGUGAUCCGUGAGCGAGUUGACAGCGGAAUUACUAGCUACGUCCGAGAGCAGUCAUUAUAGUUGUUAUGGUUACUAUGCUAUGGUUAGUUUCCUAGCAACGACACAGACCCCUCGGUCUCCGUAGGGGUCGCGGAACCUCCAAGAGCUGUGUUCCUCAAAGCGACGACGAUGACGCGCCAGCAGGCUUUGGCCAGUAUGCGCUCUCCGCUGUGGCACGACAGCCCGGUGGUGUAUGCAAUAGCGUGAACACGCUCACCUACGCACAAACACACACACACACACACAUACACACACGCGCGCACGCACACACACACACAUACACGCACGCGCGCGCACACAUACUCACCUGCGCACACGCCCAUGCACUAGAAUGCCAGGAGAGGAAGUCGAGCCACCAGCUCUAGAACGCACUGGGCUCUGACUUCAUACAUAGAUUUGAAUGCAGCGACAUUCUCCUCGAUAUCGAUUGGGGGACUGGAAAAAGUGUGCUUUAAAAGUUCACCACUCUAACUAUACUUUCUUAGGGAAACUAAACUGGAAUGUGUUUUGUUUCUUCAAGCUCAAGGAUGUGUUUCCAGCCGAUUCAUGCCACUUCGUUUAUACUCUUCACAGCGCCCUAAACGGACACGCACGUUUAUGAUAACUACAAUGAUGCUGAUGUAUCACGCUUGCGAAUACCCUAAUAAGGAUACUUGAUCACAGUCACGAUAACAUGAUAAGAAAAUUCAUUUCCCCUCAUUUUCCAAUUAUUGCUUUUAGAAGUACAAAAUUAUUUUUCCAAUCGUUUCUAGCUGUAGGGUUCUUUUCUGAUUCUUACGACUCUCUGAGGAGGACCGAGGAAUUUUUAAACAUAUUUUAAAUUUUUAUAUUC